AUGAGAAAUACGGGCGUCCUACAACCUCAGGUGCCUUUCAGAAUUAGAGAUUACGAUAGAGGGCGCUUCGAUGGUCGCCUAGGUGAUCACCAUGGCUACCGUGGUAGCUAUGGAAACCCCACCGACGUUACCAAGGCAAAUGUUAGAAACGAAACACGGAAACUUCCUCAGUGUAUUAUUAUUGGGGUCCGCAAAGGGGGCACACGGGCACUCCUUGACUUUUUAGAGGUUCAUCCGGGAAUUAAAUCGGCCGGAAGGGAGAUCCAUUUCUUUGACACAGAUGAGAACUACAAUCUUGGUUUAGACUGGUACCGCUCAAUGAUGCCCCCGAGUUCUCCUGGACAAAUCACAAUCGAAAAAACGCCGAAGUAUUUCGUCUCCCCUCGUGUUCCUGAGCGGAUUGCAAAAAUGAACGGGUCUAUAAAGUUGAUUCUGAUCGUCAGAGAUCCGCUUGAAAGGAGCAUUUCCGAUUUUGCGCAGUUGAAGAAAAGUGGAAAGGGUCCGCGUGAGUUUGAAGGUGCAGCAAUAAACUAUACUACUGGAAAUGUAACUUCAAAGUUUCGACCAAUAUUGUAUUCACUUUAUUAUGUGCACUUGCGGCACUGGUUGAAACAUUUCAAACUGGAACAAAUGUUGGUGUUAAAUUCUGAGAAUUUUGUAAAGAAUCCAACGAAUACACUGUCUCAAAUUGAGACGUUUUUGAACUUAAAACACGUGCUAACUCGUGAGCAGUUUUACUUCAAUGAAACAAAGGGGUUUUAUUGCUUGAAGGAGCAGACGGGGCUUCGCGGAAAGAAGAGGAAACAAGCAGGUUGCAUGGGGUCAUUCAAGGGCAUUGAGCACCCGAACAUUAGCGCAGUAGUCUCGGAGAAAAUACGAACGUUUUUUCGGCCAUUUAAUGAGGUAUUCUUUAAAACAAUCGGUGAGGAUUUUCAUUGGCACUGA
Messenger RNA from Lineus longissimus, 945 nucleotides. Its product is annotated as heparan sulfate glucosamine 3-O-sulfotransferase 5-like. The record is from RefSeq and is a predicted model, not a curated record. Bases 1 to 945 code for a protein of 314 amino acids. The transcript has a single exon. Gene Ontology annotation, molecular function: [heparan sulfate]-glucosamine 3-sulfotransferase activity. NCBI's taxonomy places the organism in Eukaryota, Metazoa, Nemertea, Pilidiophora, Heteronemertea, Lineidae.